Molecule: messenger RNA, 444 nt
Organism: Histoplasma mississippiense
Lineage: Eukaryota; Fungi; Ascomycota; Eurotiomycetes; Onygenales; Ajellomycetaceae
Exons: 2
Coding region: 1-444 (147 amino acids)
Source: RefSeq, a predicted model, not a curated record
AUGGAGUUCCGAGUGGCUCGUCGCCAUAAACACAGUGACCGCUCUUGGAACGCACACAGUUUCCACAGGGAGUUUGCCUAUUACAUCGAAUUUUACGCCGUCUGCAGAGAGCGCAAGAACUGUAUGAUGCCUUCGCUUCUUCCGUUCUUGGCCGGCCAUCCUUGGUUCGCUGUCGGGUUCGCUGUCGGGUUCGCUAUCGGGUUCGCUGUCGGGUUCGCUAUCGGGUUCGCUAUCGGGUUCGCUAUCGGGUUCGCUGUCGGGUUCGCUAUCGGGUUCGCUGUCGGGUUCGCUAUCGGGUUCGCUAUCGGGUUCGCUAUCGGGUUUGCUGUCUGCUCCUUGUCGCUCUACGUUCCAGUUUCUCAAAGAUUUGUCACCAGAUGCCCCUGGAGAGAAUUUCCCGAUAUUGCAAUUCCGAUGUACUCCUCCUAUUUGCAAAACCAAUGA